Messenger RNA from Apis florea (little honeybee), 1315 nucleotides. It is a transcript of the gene Arpc4, whose product is annotated as Actin-related protein 2/3 complex, subunit 4. NCBI's taxonomy places the organism in Eukaryota, Metazoa, Arthropoda, Insecta, Hymenoptera, Apidae. Gene Ontology annotation, molecular function: actin filament binding. Gene Ontology annotation, biological process: actin filament polymerization; Arp2/3 complex-mediated actin nucleation. The record is from RefSeq and is a predicted model, not a curated record. Gene Ontology annotation, cellular component: actin cytoskeleton; Arp2/3 protein complex.
GAAUGCAGACGUAUGUGUAAAAAACAUCGCGAUGAUUCUUUCACAAGAUGCGUUCUAAAUUCGGUCAAACUCGUUGAUAGAUUCUUCGUUCGAUUCAAUCAGAGUUCGUGUGUUGAAAAGAGACACAAAUAACUGGGUCGUCUUCCUUAUCAGUGAACUUCGGAACACGCCCCACGCCGUUGAAAUUGAACCGGCUGAACCCAACCCCUUUUCAGCCCAACCAACAGAACGUAAUGUUUUCACGUGUUUCGUUUUUAAAUUGAUUGAUUUCGAUCAAAAUACAAGUUAUUCAUAGCUUCUAAGAAAGAUGUCGGGAACGCUGAAACCUUAUCUGGCAGCAGUGAGAAGAACGCUUACUGCUGCUAUGUGUUUGGAGAAUUUCUCCUCUCAAAUAGUUGAGAAACACAAUAAACCAGAAGUUGAAGUGCGAGCUAGUAAGGAACUUCUUUUGACACCAAUAUUAAUAAGCAGAAAUGAUAAAGAAAAAGUAUUGAUUGAGUCCAGUAUAAAUAGUAUGAGAAUAAGCAUUGCUGUGAAGCAGGCUGAUGACCUAGAAAAGCUUCUAUGUCAUAAUUUCACAAGAUUCAUGACGAUGAGAGCAGAACACUUCAUUAUUCUCAGGAGAAAGCCAAUAGAGGGUUAUGAUAUUAGUUUUUUAAUUACAAACAUCCAUGUAGAACAAAUGUACAAACACAAGAUUGUAGAUUUUGUGAUUUAUUUCAUGGAAGAAAUUGACAGAGAGAUCAGUGAGAUGAAAUUAUCUAUGAAUGCAAGAGCUCGCAUUUGUGCAGAAGAAUUUUUAAAAAGGUUUUAACUUUAUGGACACAAUGUGUUAGCAACAUAGCAAUAAUCACAAAUGCCAGGUCACUAAAAAUAACAGUGCCCAUGAAUCAAGCUGGUUAAUAUGCAACCAGAUGAAAUUUUAACAGAUUAAUCUCUCAAAUUGACUCUAAACGCUCCUUAAUCCAAACAUGCCAAUUCCCAUUGUUGUCCAAUCAUGAAAAAAAGUUCAUUCGAAUACAUUUUUCGAUUAAUCACUGUCAUUCAGCUGUGUGUGUAACGAAUAACAAGUCUGAUGUACAUGUAAGUACCAUAACGGUAUUAAAUUCAGCACGCGCAGCCCCUCGUAUGAUAAUCGCGAAUAUAUUUCGCAAUUCGUGCGUUUCUUUUCCUUAAAAAGAGGAAAUUGAAACUGGUGGUAUAGAAGUAAAGCGUGCAAUUCCUUUUGCAUUUAUAAAGUUCUAUUUAUCUUACGAAUCACUGUAACCAUAUUGAUUUAAUACUAAUGUAAAUACAAAUAAACGAGAAGAACCAU